Molecule: messenger RNA, 741 nt
Organism: Colletotrichum spaethianum
Lineage: Eukaryota; Fungi; Ascomycota; Sordariomycetes; Glomerellales; Glomerellaceae
Exons: 2
Coding region: 1-741 (246 amino acids)
Source: RefSeq, a predicted model, not a curated record
AUGAGGGCCUCUAUUCUCCUAAGCUCGUUAAUUCUCAAGUUCGUAUUUGCGGCGCCGUCGAGUAAAAUUGAAAAGAGGGAUCUUUUGACGAUCCAGAACGCCUUCAUCUCUAUUUCAACGGCUGCAUCCAACCUAGAUGUCGCUCUCAGGGCCCUGACGCCCGAUCCCAAAAGCGCCGAGACGCUUGUACCGGCCAUGAUGGACGUUGAAUUUGCUCUCACUCAAGCCCGUACCGACAUCGUGCCUACUCAGCCAAUCUCAAUUACUGAUGGUAUCGUCCUACAAAAUGCCGCCGACACACUAGCUAAGAGCGUUAAGAUUAUGGUCAUGUCCUCAAUGCUCCAGCGCCAAACCUUGGACCAAGUCAACAUGACGCCGAUGCUCUUGAAGUCAUACAUGAACCAAAAUAUGCUCGCGGCUGCUCUUGGCCAGGCUGUCCUAGCCAAGAUCCCAGCCGAGAGCAUCUCCGCUGCUUCAUCAGCGUUCGGCGGGGCUGGUGGCGCUGUCGGUAUGGGAAUCAUUUCCCUCAGUAACCCCCCCUUGGCAAUGCCGCCUGCCAUGGGUGCACUACCCACGGCUCCUCCACCAACGGCUCCUCCAACGAUGGAUCCUGCACCGGCGAUUCCCGCACCGGUGACUCCUGCGCCAGUGGUUCCUCCGCAGACCGGCUCACAGCCAGCAACUAUGAACGUCACUGUGGCCCAGGUACUGGGGGGUCCAUCUAAGUCUAAGAAACUUUGA